This is a messenger RNA of Harpia harpyja (harpy eagle), 1502 nucleotides long. RefSeq names its product protein enabled homolog. The record is from RefSeq and is a predicted model, not a curated record. The transcript is spliced from 2 exons. Bases 1 to 582 code for a protein of 193 amino acids. NCBI's taxonomy places the organism in Eukaryota, Metazoa, Chordata, Aves, Accipitriformes, Accipitridae.
AUGCGCCGCCUCUGCCGGGCUGCCGGGGCGGCGGCAGGUUGCGGAGGCUCCGGAGCGCCUCCCCCCGGUCCGCCCCCCCCCCCGGCCCCGGCCCGCCCCGGCCGGCCUUGGACCCUGCCCGCCGGCCCCGCCGCCCGCCCGGAAUGCUGCGUGUGUCCUGUGGAGCUGGGCAUGUCCCAUGGAGCCAUGCAUGUCCCAAGGAGCCAUGCAUGUCCCAUGGAGCCAUCCAUGUCCCAUGGACCUAUGGAUGUCCCAUGGAGCCAUACAUGUCCCUUGGAGCUGUGGCUGUCCCAUGGAGCUGUGGAUGUCCCAUGGAGCCAUCUGUGUUCCAUGGACCUAUGGAUGUCCCAUGGAGCCAUACGUGUCCCUUGGAGCUGUAGGUGUCUCAUGAAGCCAUCCUUCCCCCGUGAACCUAUGGAUGCUCCACAGAGCCAUCCACAUCCCGUGCGCGUCCCACGAGGCAGGUCCCACAUUCAUGUCCCCUCCGUGGGGCAGCGCUCACGGCAGCAGCCCCCCACCACCCCACCCCGACUCCCAUUUUCGGCUCCCCCACCGAAGCCUCGCAGGACCCCACAUCGGUGACCGCCUUUCCUGGCCCAUCCCUGGAGCCGGACGGGCUUCCAGGCUGUUGUUUACGGCUCAGCCGAACCCGUGGCAAUAGGGAUGUUUUGCCGUGCGGUUAAACCGGCUCCGGUUGCCGGCCGUGGGCGGAGGGGCCCUGCCCGCCCUGCGAUUAAACCCCCGCAGUUGCGACACGGUUGGGGACAUGGGGGACACCGGGGGCACACCCAGACCCGUACCGCGGACGUCCAGUAGCCGUAGGAGCUGGGGAGCCACGGCACCGAGUCACCAUCCCCGGCGUGGCCCCUGCCAAAACCAGGUCAACGCCGGGGCCCGGGCGGUGGCUAAUCCUCCCGGCAAAUCCCCGCUGCCGGCACAUGUGCGGGGCACACGUGGCCGAAGCGGGAUGAGGACGGUGGCAUCGGCGGGACUGCCUGACACCCGCCAGGAUGGGCACGGCCGAGGGGUGUCGGGUUGGGGGGGGGCAGUUGGAUUUUGAGGUGCUCGGGUGUGUCGGCGUGUGCCCACGCGUGUGCCGUGGCGGUGGGGUGCGUGGAUUGGGGGUGCCGGUGUGUGCGGGGCUGCACGUGUCCCCGUGGUACCCCCGUGUGUCCCUGCAUCCACAGGGAAGCGGGGCCGUGGGGGGCUGUGUCCCUAUGCCUGCCAUUGUCCCACUCCUGGUGCCGGUCCCAGUCUCGGUGCUGGUGCCUGUCCCUGUCCUGCUGCUGGUGAUGGUCCCGCUGCCCAUCCUCAUCCCUGUCCCUCUCCCGGUCCCUGUCCUCAUCCCGGUCCCCAUUGCCAUCCCUGGACUGGUGCCGGUCCUUGCCUGUGUCCCUGUCCCGGUGCCCAUCCUGCUCCUGGCCCUUGUCCCUGUCUCGGCCCUGGUCCCCGCUCCCUGCCCCUAUCGCCAUCCCGGUCCCUGUCCGGGUCCCGGUCCCCGU